GCGGGGCCAGGCGGGAGCGACCUGAGGAGGCGACAAGAUGGCGGCGGAGACCGUGGAGCUCCACAAGCUGAAGCUUGCUGAACUGAAACAAGAAUGUCUCGCCCGUGGCCUGGAGGUGAAAGGAAACAAACAGGAUCUCAUAAACAGACUCCAGGCCUACCUUGAUGAACACGCUGAAGAAGAAGCAAAUGAAGAAGAUGUUUUGGGAGAAGAAACAGAGGAAGAAGAACAGAAACCGGUAGAGCCUCCUGCUAAAGAGGAAGAACCUCCUGAAAAAUCAGCUGAUGUGGGUGCAGAAAAGAAAGUGGUGAAAAUAACAUCAGAAAUACCACAGAUGGAGAGAAUGCAGAAACGGGCUGAGAGAUUCAAUGUCCCCGUGAGUGUGGAGAGUAAGAAGGCAGCGCGAGCAGCUCGGUUUGGUAUGUCCACAGCUUCAACUAAAGGUCUGUCUGCAGACAGCAAGCCUACGGUAAACAUGGAUAAAUUAAAGGAAAGGGCUCAAAGAUUUGGUUUGAAUGUCUCUUCAGUCUCCAAGAAGAGCGAAGAUGAUGAGAAGCUGAAGAAGAGGAAGGAGCGAUUUGGCAUUGUAACAAGUUCGGCUGGGGCUGGAGCCACAGAGGACACAGAGGCAAAGAAGAGGAAAAGAGCAGAACGCUUUGGGAUUGUCUGAUGUCUGUCCAUUUUAGGCUUUACCUGUUGGGCGGGGAGCACGCUCACGUGUGUGCGCGCUCUCUCUCUUUCUCUCUCUCUCUCUCCCCCCUUCCCUUCCCCCGCCACACACACAGUAGCACUAGUAAGGAGUGUAGGCUCUCUUCUGCAAUAGAGAAUCCCUGAUAGCUGUACAGUUGUGCUGCUUAUUUUUUCAAUUGUGAAGUUUAAAAAAAAAUAUAUAUAUAUACAGAGUAAAGAGCAAAAAUGUUCUUGUAUCUGUGGUGGGUGAAAUCCCAUUGCCCAGUUCGCCAUUCCCCUGCCACUUGUGUAGUUAUUUACAGCAGUGCAAAGCAGGUGUGUAAUGCCACCACAUCCAAAUUGGAAGUGUUUUACACCCACUGUGCACUGGUGUAAAUGCCCACCCAAGCUGCAGGUUUGAACCUAGGUAGUGAGGAAGGAGAACUGGAGUGGCCAUUAUCAUCAGAUGUAGGAUGAGGAAAGGAUAGUGCCAUUCAGGGAUGAAGUUGGAGGAAGGUUUGCUCUCCCUGCUAUGUCUUAGGGAGUUGCACCCUUGGGUUGAGAGACAGGUUAUGCCACUUAAAGCAGGAACUUCCUGGAGCUGCCCUUUUAUUUAAAUGUUGCUGAUCUUUAUUGUCUCCAUUUCUCUGGGCUGCCCUGGGCAAAGAAACCCUCCUCUCCCUCCUUCAGCCCCAGGAAAUCACUCUUUAAGUUCAGCAGUAUCAGGGCAUGCACACCAAUAGCCUGGCUAAAAACAUUCUUCAGCUCAAGUGCACCUUGCAUCCCUACGUAGGUUCUGCUGUCGAUCAUCAGCUGCUUCUUGGGUUGCCCCACCCAGCUUGUGACAUCGUGUUUGCUGCCUCGCUGGCCAGGGCAGGGCCUUCCUAAUAUAUUGCACGGGAUUGCCAAAAAACAUAGUCGUCAUUCUUGUAUCAGAUAGGCUUUAAACUUCAUGAACCACCCGUAUGUGAAAGGGUCUUUCUCCGCUACCUCUGCUCCCGGGGGUGGUCUCGUGGGGAAUGGGUUGGAGCAGCAGCUGGUGAUUGGCAGAAGAUCAAGGCCAAAGCCUUGGAAUAAGGAGAGAGGAAUCCCAGAACAUUUACAAAUUAAACCCACUUCACCGGCCUCUAAGGGCUGUUCUGGGGCUUGUGGCAUUUAGUACAAAUGUUCAGAUCUCCUGGAAGGUUAGUGAGAUUUCUCUUGCCUUUCAAAAAAAUUCCGUUGCUCAGUUUUUAUUCCCAGGUUGAAUUUUGUGUUGUCCUCAUCUAACAUCCAGACUAGCUCAGUCAGACUUGUUAAUACCUCACCCAGUCUUAAACCAGCCUUCCUGCCUCACCUCUUGCAAAGGGGGACAGCACCAACCUUGUCCUGGGAAUACGUGGUUUGAAAAGGUGUUGCAGUGAACCUGUUCUGCAUCGGGACUGAAGCGAAUUUCCCUCCUGUCACGUUAACUUCUCCAUUUUCCCUGCAACAUCAUGCUUAGUACAGGAGCAAAACACAGCCUGGCUGCAAAUGUUAUGCACCUUUUGUCUGGUUAGCUUAUCAAACGGCACCUUCUGUUUUUAGGAAGCUGUAGGAAUCAGUUCUCCAUGUUAAGUUGUGUAGAUGGAGCAAGAGUGUUAGCUAAUACCAGAGAGCUGUUGUCCCAUGCUUUGCUCUAGGCCUCUGAGGCCAAUAGCUGUUGUUAGCAGUGAUUCAGUAGAGAGGGAAGACGUAUGGUGCCUUUCCUCGUCUCCUUAAUAGGUUUUUACACACAGGUAUUCCUUGUGCGUCUAACAUCUUAUGUAACUUUUUUACCCUUAAACUUAUAUCAAGGUCCCCAGAAAAAUAGAACAGCUGGGCAGAUUUCCCCUUGAUUGAUCUUUGCUUUUAAAUGUCCAUUUUGGUUGAAAUGUGCCUGUGCUUCAGAGAUUUGCAUCCAGGGAUUCUUGCUUCUGACCAUACCCUCUAUUGGAAAGAUGUGUUUGCACUGGUCACACGCAGUGGAGAACAGCAGCUGCAUGUGUACAGUAGGCUGGGCAAAGGGGCCAGCCUGACUCUUGAAAAGCAAUAUAUUUUUCUGUAAAUGUAGAGGUCUUCAAAUGGCUUGUGCUCGGCACCACCGAUGCACGCAGGCUGAUGUCUCAGCUGUAUGCCCCAGGUGAUUCUAAGCAAUAUCGGAGGUUGGUUUGCUUGCCCAGCAACUAUAGGAUUCAGGUUGCAUUGUGUGUGGCUUGGGGUGUCAAUGGUAGAUUGAACUGAAGCCCCCGUCUCCUUCCAGACUUAAUGGAAUAACCUUAUUCUGUUUUUGGGUUUUUUUGUAUGUCGGAUUUUGUAAUAUGUAUUUUCUAUUCCGCUCAUGGCUUUUUGCUGGUUAUUUGCUUGAAAUGUUUUGAAAUGUGCCAGGACAAACACUGCAUUUCACUCUUGGUUUCAUAAUAAAACUGCUUCUUCAAGGCAA
Molecule: messenger RNA, 3109 nt
Organism: Malaclemys terrapin pileata
Lineage: Eukaryota; Metazoa; Chordata; Testudines; Emydidae
Gene: SARNP
Product: SAP domain containing ribonucleoprotein
Exons: 11
Coding region: 38-670 (210 amino acids)
Biological process (GO): poly(A)+ mRNA export from nucleus
Cellular component (GO): nucleus
Source: RefSeq, a predicted model, not a curated record